Molecule: messenger RNA, 3280 nt
Organism: Wasmannia auropunctata (little fire ant)
Lineage: Eukaryota; Metazoa; Arthropoda; Insecta; Hymenoptera; Formicidae
Gene: sotv
Product: exostosin-2
Exons: 9
Coding region: 429-2555 (708 amino acids)
Cellular component (GO): membrane
Molecular function (GO): glycosyltransferase activity
Source: RefSeq, a predicted model, not a curated record
CAUCGUGAAUAGACAUUUACGUUGAGUGCAGAGUGGUGCAGCGGGCGCAGACGAAACGAGCAGAUCUGACUGAUUUUACAAAUAUAACCUCACUACCGCAGCUGAGUAGAGCUGAAGAAAAUCAUGACGGAGGAGAUUUAUACACGCCGUAAUUAAAUCACAAGUAUUUUUUAAUUUUGCACCGACGAGUCUAAUGACAAUUUCGUGAAUCAAAAGUCAGAGGAGGAGUGCGAUCUUAACAAUGAGAAUUAUUUUAAUUAUCUGCAACACCGAGAUGAAAACUUAUACGUGACAGAUGACAGCUCUCAUCACAUGCAUCUUGUGCUGACGCUUUGAAGUUGUUACAGGGAGGAUUUACGUGUUUGAAUGAGACUUUCCUGUAGAGCAGUAUAUUUUGCGAUAUCUCGUGAGAAGGGAGGGAGAAGAAGAUGGUAUUACCGGCACGUAUAUUGCACAAAACCAACCGAGUCUCGUAUCACUAUCACAAUAUCUUUGUGAUAUGUUUACUGUCAUUCACAUUGUUCAUUGUACUGAUCUCGGUGUACCAUAUUUUCAAAUUCGGCAACACGCAGAAGCACUCCGAGCAUAUUCCCGUAACGCUGAGCGACAUAAAUGCCCUGCCAGUUCACACGUUACCCGCCGACGCGAGUACUGCGGACGCGACCAAUUCUUCCUGCACGUAUUUCACCUGUUUCAACGUGUACCGAUGCGGCAGCCAGGGGAGCAAGCUUCUGGUGUACGUCUAUCCGCUCAAGGUGUACCUGGACCCCACGGGUAGACCGAUAACCGGUCAGAUGACGAAGGAAUUCUAUCAGAUUCUGAGCGCUAUUGUCAGCAGUAAAUUUUACACUCCCAAUCCGUACGAAGCGUGCAUUUUUAUCCCUACCAUCGACACUCUCAAUCAGAACAGACUGAGGCUGCAGGAGGUCUCCCAGGCACUGAGAACGCUACCUUUCUGGAACAAGGGGGAGAAUCACUUGAUCUUCAACAUGGUGCCUGGAAGUGUGCCAGAUUACAGCACCGUCAUCGACGUAUCGGUGGGAAGAGCGAUGAUCGCAGGUGCUGGAAUGACGUCGUUGACGUACAGGCCUAGCUUCGACAUCAGUUUACCGGUCUACAGUCCACUCGUAAAUAAUCUGAAAACGAAUCACAGUAAUGCGAGAACAUGGCUAGCGAUGUCUUCGCAAAUCAACAUCAAUACUGCCUUUGAGCAAGAUUUAAUGGAAAUGAAAAUGACAUAUUCAAAAGACAUUUUGGUGCUGGGCCCGUGUCUGCACUUCAAUCCAAUGAACAAUACAAUACGUUGUGUAGGAGAGGAUAUAUACAAGUAUCCCGACAGCCUGCAAACAGCCACGUUUUGUCUGAUAAUCCGCGGCGCUCGGCUUGCUCAAAGUGCGCUUUUGGAUGCGAUGGCCGCCGGUUGUAUACCUGUGAUCAUAGCCGAUUCUCUAAUGAUGCCAUUUCAUGAUGUGAUCGAUUGGACCAAGGCUGCUGUUUUCAUACGUGAAGUUGACAUUUUAUUGACAAUACAACUGCUGAAAAAGAUAUCUCAUCAACGUAUUACGGAGAUGCAAGAACAGAACGCGUGGCUCUACGAUCGUUAUUUCAGUUCGAUGGAGAAGAUUACUGAAACUUCGUUAGAAAUACUCGCGGAUCGCGUUUUUCCGCAUUUAACACGAGAUUACACAUAUUGGAACAUAUCGCCCUACAAGGGAAAGCCCUCGCCACUCUUUCUGCCAGUGACUGCUCCGAAAACACGUGGCUUCACUGCCGUAAUAUUAACGUACGACAGACUGGAGUUAUUGUUCCUAUUGAUUAAUAAGCUUGUGAAGGUACCGAGUCUGUCCAAAGUUCUGGUAAUUUGGAAUAAUCAGCAAAAAGAUCCGCCACAUUCUGCUAGAUGGCCAAAAGUGAGUAAGCCAUUAAAAGUUAUGCAAACGAAAGAAAAUAAAUUAUCCAACCGAUUUUAUCCGUAUGAUGAGAUUGAGACCGAAGCAGUGCUAUCGAUAGAUGACGAUAUUAUCAUGUUGACUGCUGACGAAGUAGAAUUCGCUUAUGAGGUAUGGAGGGAAUUUCCGGAUAGAAUCGUCGGGUUUCCAUCACGCUUACAUAUGUGGGAUAAUGGUACCAAUUGUUGGAAGUAUGAAAGCGAAUGGACGAAUAGUAUUUCCAUGGUUUUAACAGGGGCAGCUUUUCAUCAUAAAUAUUGGAAUUACAUGUACACUACAGCGAUGCCUGGUGACAUAAAGGAGUGGGUCGAUGAGCACAUGAAUUGCGAGGACAUCGCAAUGAAUUUUCUGGUAGCGAAUAUUACUGGAAAAGCCCCGUUAAAGGUGACACCAAAGAAGAAAUUCCGAUGCCCCGAGUGUACCAAUACUGAAAUGCUAUCCGCGGAUUUGACGCACAUGGUGGAACGUACACAGUGUAUAAAUAAAUUCUCUUCUAUUUAUGGAACUAUGCCAUUGGAAUCGGUUGAAUUUCGCGCAGAUCCGGUUCUCUUCAAAGACGUAUUCCCAGAGAAAUUGAAGCGAUUCAAUGAUAUAGGCAGUUUAUAAUUUGCGUAUAAUUUUUUAAAAUAAUCAUGGAAGUCAGUUUAUAUAUUUAAUAUGAAUCAGUACUACGAUCCUGGUAGAUCAUCGGCAAUUCAUUAAAAAGGUCGAAAAAGAUUAGUUUAUCGAGAAUUUAUGUACAUAUCUAUCAAUUAAAAUGUAGGUAUAUAAAAUGUCCAAUUAUACUACAAUUGGAUUUAUUCAAAGUUGAAUUAGAUUUGCUAUUUUUUUUCAUAAUAUAUGAAAAUGUAAAUAAUGCAACAGUCUAUAAAAAUACUAUUUUGAUAACGCUAAUUAUAAAAUCUUUUAAAACUCUUCAAAUUAAAUUCUGUAUUCGUGAUGAUAAUUUGAAUUCGAUUUACUUUAUUCGACUUUGAAUACUAACAAAUUGCAAAUCUUAUUGAAAAUGAUUAUAUACUUAAUUAUCUAUAAUUCCAUUUGAUAACUGACCUCGAUAUCUUCUUAAUUCUACCUAAAGUCUAUUAAUUGUAAUAUAUAUGUGUAUUUAUUUUUUAUAUGUAUUAUAUAAUAGGUGAAAUAUUUGUUUAUGAUGGUAAACCAAAGAUGAUUUGAAAUUGUUGUCGGGAAUUAUUGUACAUGUUAAUAGUGAUGCACGAUCAUUGUAUUUAUAUAAGUUAACUAUAAAAUUUACAAUAACGUACACAGUAAUAUAAAAUUUAGGAAAAUAUGUUUACUGUAGAAAAUUGUGAUUAUGGAAAAUUAAUCAAUUU